Messenger RNA from Acomys russatus (golden spiny mouse), 1350 nucleotides. It is a transcript of the gene Dffb, whose product is annotated as DNA fragmentation factor subunit beta. Lineage: Eukaryota; Metazoa; Chordata; Mammalia; Rodentia; Muridae. Gene Ontology annotation, biological process: apoptotic DNA fragmentation; apoptotic process. The transcript has 8 exons. Gene Ontology annotation, molecular function: DNA endonuclease activity. Gene Ontology annotation, cellular component: cytoplasm; nucleus. The record is from RefSeq and is a predicted model, not a curated record. Bases 79 to 1176 code for a protein of 365 amino acids.
UUUCGGGCAGGGCGCGUUGAGAGAGAGGGUCAGUCGUCCUCAUCCGGUGCAAGCAGAGUCCGCUGCCGCAACCCUGCCAUGUGCGCGGUGCUCAGCCAACCCAAGAGCGUCAAGUUGCGAGCCCUACACAGCGCGUGCAAGUUCGGCGUAGCUGCCCGGAGCUGCCAGGAGCUGCUGCGCAAGGGCUGCGUCCGCUUCCAGCUCCCGGUGCCCGGCUCCCGGCUGUGCCUGUACGAAGAUGGCACAGAGGUGACUGACGACAACUUCCCGGGCCUCCCUAAGGACACCGAGCUCCUCUUGCUCACCGCUGGCCAGACCUGGCAAGGCUGUGAGUGGCAGCAUGAAUGGGUUUCUGUUUGUCUCCUGGUGGUUGCAGAUGUGAGUGACAUCACACGCUUCCUCAGCGUGUUUAAUGAACCGCAUGCUGGGGUCAUCCAGGCUGCACGGCAGCUGCUGUCAGACGAGCAGGCCCCACUGAGGCAGAGGCUGCUGGCCGACCUUCUGCACCAUGUAAGCCAGAACAUCAGUGCGGAGACCCGGGAGCAGGAUCCAGCCUGGUUUGAAGGUUUGGAGUCUCGAUUCAGGAAUAAGUCUGGCUACCUCAGAUACAGCUGCGAGAGCCGGAUCCGGGGCUACCUGAGGGAGGUGAGUGCUUACACUUCCAUGGUGGACACCACAGCCCGAGAAGAGUACAUGCGGGUCCUUAGCGCCAUGUGCCAGAAGCUCAAGGCUGUGCAGUACAAUGGCAGCUAUUUCGACAGAGGUGCAGAGGCCAGCAGCCGCCUCUGUACCGCAGAAGGCUGGUUUUCCUGCCAGGGCCCUUUCGAUCUGGAGAGCUGUCUUUCCAAGCACUCCAUCAACCCCUAUGGCAACAGGGAGAGCCGGAUCCUCUUCAGCACCUGGAACCUGGAUCAUGUGAUAGAGAAGAAGCGCACCGUGGUGCCCACGCUGGCUGAGGCGACCCGGGACGGGAGGGCGGUGGACUGGGAGUACUUCUACAGCCUGCUCUUCACCGCCGAGAACCUGAAGCUGGUGCACAUCGCCUGCCACAAGAAGACCGUACACAAGCUGCAGUGCGACCGCAGCAGGAUCUACCGGCCCCACACAGGAGCCAAGGGCAAGCGGCCUGCUCGGAAGCAGCGCGCUCGGAAGCAGCAUGCUCGGAAGCGCCGGUGACACAUGCCAUGCCGUCUUCAAGGUGGCUGCAGUGCUGAUGGGCUGUGUGUUUUGUCACUCUAGAAGGUUCUAGGAAAGUCUUUAUGAGUCUUUGCAACACAUCUGAUCACAGUACCUUCCUAGUUUGCUUCCGCAGCCUCUGACAGCCCAGUGUGCGGAGGACAGCUGGUGCUG